Messenger RNA from Drosophila suzukii, 1825 nucleotides. Its product is annotated as lipase 3. Gene Ontology annotation, molecular function: hydrolase activity, acting on ester bonds. Lineage: Eukaryota; Metazoa; Arthropoda; Insecta; Diptera; Drosophilidae. Gene Ontology annotation, biological process: lipid metabolic process. The record is from RefSeq and is a predicted model, not a curated record.
AGGUGGCUCACCGGUUGGAGCUCUGCCUCUGCUCCGCCGCCAAAAACCACCUCAAAUGAGUGGCAAGCCCUGCGAGCGGCGGACGCAUGCGCAGUCGAUAAAGCACAUUCGAAUCGAACACUAGCAGCGGUACUGCCAGAAACGAGAAAACGGCACUGGGAUUGCAAUUCCCAUUCAUACGGUUUUGGCUUUGGUUUUCGGUUUCGGUUUCAUUUUCGGUUUCGGCGUUUUUGAAAGCUCCGCGCUGGAAAGAAAGUGCUGUCUUUCUUUCUGUAGGCCGCCGAUCCUUGGGCAGCUUUCGUUUUCAUUUUCAUUUACAUUUACCCUGGGUUUCGUUUCGCUGCGAUCGAUUGCGAACCGGUUGGACUUCUGAUCGGUUACCCAGUUACUUAAUCCCAGCGUGCGGCGUUCAUGUAACCAUAAUCCUGGUCAGCAUGCGACGGGAGCGAGUGGUGCUGCUGUGUCUGGCGCUGCUCGGACUGCAGCAGGUGUCCAGGGCCACUGUGCGUCAGUCGCGCGAAAUCAUCAUCACAGAUGCGGUGCGGCGCAUCCAGAAUGACGGCUACAACGUGGAGCGCCACACGGUGACGACGAAGGACGGAUACGUGCUGACCCUGCACCGCAUCCCGCAGGUGGAUCCCGAACUGGGCACCCUGCUGAAGCGCCCUGUCGUCUUCCUGCUCUCCGGACUCUACGCCUCGUCGGAUGUAUGGAUUCUCAACGGGCGCGAGGACUCGCUGGCGUACCUCCUCUGGCGCGCCGGAUACGACGUGUGGCUGGGAAACAACAGGGGUAACAUUUACUGCCGGAAGAACAUGUGGACGAACACGACGGAGCGGGAGUUCUGGGACUUUAGCUGGCACGAGAUGGGCGUCUAUGACUUGCCCGCUCAGGUGGACUACGUGCUCCGGACAACCGGACAGAGGGCCAUGCACUUUGUGGGCAUCUCGCAGGGUGGCACUGUCUUUCUGGUCCUCAACUCGAUGAUGCCACAGUACAAUGCCGUCUUCAAAAGCGCCACCCUAUUGGCCCCGGUGGCCUAUGUGAGCAACACGAAGAGCGGACUGGCCAAGGUCAUCGGUCCGGUGCUGGGCACCCGGAACUACGUCUCCAAGAUGCUAGAGGGCGUGGAGAUGUUCUCCACGAACAAGUUCUUCAAGAAGUUCCUCUCGAUGACGUGUCUGGAGAACGAGAAGCCGCUGGUCUGCAUCAGUCGCCUGUGGCCAGCCGUGGGCUACGAUACUCGGUUCCUCAACAAGACCCUUCUGCCCGAUCUGAUGGCCAAUUUCCCGGCGGGCGGAUCGGUGAAACAGCUGAUGCACUACUUCCAGGGCUACGUGUCCACGCGAUUCCGGCAGUACGACUACGGCCCGGAGCGGAACUGGCUGCACUACCAGCAACUGGAGCCACCGGAGUACGCGCUGGAGAAGGUGUCCACACCAGUCACCGUUUUCUUCUCGGAAAACGAUUAUAUUGUGGCUCCGGCGGACAUCUGGCGACUGCUCACCCGGCUGCCCAAUGUGGAGGCCGCGUAUAAGGUUCCCUGGAAACGGUGGAACCACUUCGACUUCAUCUGCGGAUUGGGGGUCAGGGAGUACAUCUUCGACAACAUAGUGCUCUCCAUGAAUCGUUAUGAACAGCGGCGACGUUAAGAGGAGGAAGCCAGGAAGACGGCGGGAAAGGAUCACAGCCAGAACUAUCACUAGUGCCAAAAACAAUGUAGAAUUACGAAUCUGAGUCUGCGGUUGAUUCGGCUAGAUCAACUCUGGAUAUAUGUACUGAUUAAAAAAUAAAUAAUUUAUAGAUUAGACUAAAUCGAAGUGAA